AUGGCCACAGAUCAAACGCGUUUCCUCAUCGACGGCGUGGUCAUCUCUUGGUGGCGACUAGUUUUGCUGUCACUAUGCGCGUCCGGACUGUUCACUGUCGGUGCUACCACCGUUGCAGCUCACUCCAUGUUCCCCAUUCCGUUCUUCGCACUGACGAUGGCCCCGAUGUUCUACCCGCUCCUGAUUCUAUCGUAUCGGGUUGUAGUAGGCGGCCAGAUUUUUCGCCUUAUUUUGGAGCGUCGAGGCCAGCUCAUUCGCUACGUCAUGUUCGUGUGCACCGAAGUUAUGAUAGCGGCAGUAUACGCGGCCUACGAAGCUCUUUAUCGCCUCGCAAAAGCGCGACUCCGGGAUACCGUUGGAAAUUCUCAGCAAAAUGACGACCUAGUGAAAGCUCUGUGUUUGCUGUGUCGUAGUCCCGAAAAGUUUGAGAUACAAGUCCGCGCAGGCAUUCGAGUGACGUCGUGCUACCCACAUGCUCUAUCUGAUGAUAACAAGGUUCUGCUGGAUAAACUGGCGACCCUUUCCAGUACCGACAGCACUCGUGCUACUGGACCUUACAGUUCUGCUAUUCAAUUACAACACCCCUCUACAUUCGAGUGA
Phytophthora sojae is the source of this 600-nucleotide messenger RNA. RefSeq lists its product as hypothetical. The record is from RefSeq and is a predicted model, not a curated record. NCBI's taxonomy places the organism in Eukaryota, Oomycota, Peronosporomycetes, Peronosporales, Peronosporaceae. The coding region runs from base 1 to 600 and encodes 199 amino acids. The transcript is spliced from 2 exons.